Molecule: messenger RNA, 645 nt
Organism: Arabis nemorensis
Lineage: Eukaryota; Viridiplantae; Streptophyta; Magnoliopsida; Brassicales; Brassicaceae
Source: the annotation of a GenBank genome assembly
AUGGUGGUCAAAGUAUAUGGGUAUGUACAAGCAUCUUGUCCACAAAGAGUACUGCUCUGUUUUUUGGAAAAAGAAAUCGACUUUCAAUUUAUUCAUGUCGAUCUCGAUACAUUGGAGCAUAAAAAACAAGAACAUCUUCUUCGUCAGCCGUUUGGUCAAGUUCCAGCAAUUGAAGAUGGAGAUCUGAAGCUCUAUGAAUCGCGAGCCAUAGUGAGAUACUACGCGACCAAGUAUGCGGACCAAGGAACGGACCUAUUGGGCAAGACCUUGGAGCAACGAGCCAUCGUGGACCAGUGGAUGGAAACCGAGGUUAACUAUUUCAACGCAGUGGGUCAACCCAUAGUUAUUAACCUUGUGGUUAAUCCAAGGUUAGGUGUGCCAUGCGACUUCGCUUUGGUCGAGGAGUUAAAGGUCAAGAUGGAGAAGAUCUUUGAUGUUUAUGAGAAACGGUUAGCUACGAACCGGUACUUGGCCGGUGAUGAAUUCACAUUGGCUGAUUUGACUCAUAUGCCCGGUUUGAGGUAUACCAUGAAUGAAACCGGUUCGAGCAGUAUGGUUACGUCUCGACCGAAUCUUAACCGGUGGUGGAAUGAGAUUUCUGCUAGACCGUCUUGGAAGAAGCUCAUGGAAAUGGCUGCUUAUUGA